Messenger RNA from Prorocentrum cordatum, 1533 nucleotides. NCBI's taxonomy places the organism in Eukaryota, Dinophyceae, Prorocentrales, Prorocentraceae. The record is from the annotation of a GenBank genome assembly.
GGCUUUGGAAGAGUCCAUACCGAUUCUGCGUGUCUCCUCCCAACAUGGACACUCUGACGCCGACGUGGCCCAAAAUGCGUGGCAAACAGGCAUCGCAGUACACCGCGCGCCAAAGAGAGAGCGAAACAUCGCAGCCGCCUCAGUGCGGCGCAUCCUGUUCUGAACGGUUGCGAGGUGCACACGAUUCGCUCACCAGCCCGUCAGCGGCCUGGGCCGCGCGCGAGCGGGAUUAAAAAUGUCGCUCUCGCCCAGGGGGGCGCCAGGCAGCGCUGGGGCCUGAAAGUGGUACUCCCCGGCUUGGCGCGGCGCGCUCCGAGGCAGCCGACUCGUGUCGCGGGCGCGCAAGCAUGGAUAAGUUCCGAGCGUCCAGUUCUUGCACGUGCAUGCCAGAGCACGGCGUGCACAGCGCGGAUGUGAAUGUCCUCAGGUUCGGGGGCGCAAAGGCAGCAUCUGUUGGUCAGCGGCGAGGUGGGUCCAGCCGGCGGCCGACAAAAAGACGGCGGGGCGCCUCCGCUGCGAAGCGAGGCCGCGGCAGGGCUGCACGCGGGCGAGGGGCGCAGGCAAGUGGUGACAAGAGAAGGCCGCGGGGCGGCCAACGAAAAGCCUCAGAUCGCUGACGCUCACGGCGCGGCCGGCUUGCACAGAGGAUGCGCAGGCGAUGCCAUCGAGUGGCCCACUGAGAUGAUAUGUUGCUCCCACCGACCCCAUCCCAGAAAGAACGGCCCACCAACCACCCGCGCAUGUGCCGCCGCUCGCGCCUCGGUGGGUCUGCCGCGGACCCAAUCGCAGGCGGCGGGCGCGCGCCCCGCGGCCACGGGCUCGUCCACGCCGCGCUUCGAGGCGCCGGCACGGGGAGAGGCCCUCGUCCUCAUCCCCAGGCCCGCCGCUCGGUCGCAGGAGGAGGGGACGGAGGAGGAGGAGGAGGUGACGCAGGUCAGGGCUGGCCAGGGCCCCGAUAUGGAUCGUGCUGCUGCAGGUCCUCCAGGUCCACCAGCGCCCCUUUCCCGCCCUGGGAACGCGGUGCGUCAGAAGGAAGCGGCCACGGUGAAAAGCGAACGGCAGCAGCGCUCGGGGGCGGCGGGAGGUUGCGAUGCAACCAGGUGCGAGGGUUAACUUCGCACUGGAGGAGCGAGCGUGAUCGAAAAUUCCCCCCUCCCCGCCCCUCUGGAGACUCCGCCGCGGUGUUGCGCGGCGGGACGGGCGCACUCGCGAGCCGACUGCCAUCGUGCAAACUCGACGCCCCCGCCGUCGGCUUCGGCGUCCCUGGCCUGGCAAACGAGGGGAGGCAGGAAGGUGACAACGAACUGUGAAUCAGGAGCAACGAGCAGGUGGCGGCAGUCGGCGCCUGCGGAGCGACCAGGGUCGGCGGCGGGCCGAUGGGGGAGGUGGCUCGCGCGGGCGCGGGGCGUGCUGUGGUACGGCAGGCAGGCAGGCGAGGCGGGGCCCCCCGCCAAUGCAGUGGGCCCGCUGUCUUGUCUUUCGCUAUCGUUUCCCAGGGCGUCGGGAGGGCGGGCCCGUCACCGCAGUUGCCCA